AAUGAAGAACUAUUUUUGUUCAAUAUUUAAAUGAUGUAAAUAAAUUUUGGAGGGAUAUUUGUAAACAUCAAUUCAUAUGAACCUUUUGUUUCCUUUUUCAUCGUCUAUUGAAAUACCUUCCAUUCUUGACGAUUAUUAUAUACUACUUAUAUGAAUAUAAAUAACUCAUAUUACCCUAUUAUAUUAUCAUUAAAAGUUAAUAUUUUUCAUAUAUGAUAUUUCAUUAUAUGAAUAUAUAUGAUAAUAUUGUGGAAUAAUUCAUUUUAUAUUAUAGAGAAGAAUAAAAAUACACACAACUAUAUUACUGAAUUGAUAUUAUUGAAUGUUAUCAUCAUAUCAAAUUCCUAUUAGUAAUAAUAACAAUCAGAAGAAGAAGAAUGAACAUCUCAGCCGAAUAACUUCAUUAAAUAAUUCAAUUGGGAAUUUAUCUUCUUCAAGAAAUACUUCAUCUUUCAUAACAAAUUCAAUGAAUACUAAUACAGUUUUAAAUAGUAAUAAUAAUAAUAAUAGUAAUAUAGGUGUUAAUACAUCAAGAAAUAAUGAUUAUACAAAUGGUAAUGAAUCAAUAGGAAAUUAUACACCUUCAUCAUCUAUAUUAGGAUCUAAUUCAAGAAUUUUUAGUAAUUGUGCUGAAUGUGGUCUAAGAAUUAUUAAUUUAAUUGAUACAUGUUAUGCAAUGGGAUAUUUAUAUCAUAAUUCAUGUUUUGUAUGCUGUUGUUGUAAGAGAACUUUACGCGGGAAAGUAUUUUACAAAGAUCAAGAUAAAAUCUAUUGUGAAGAAGAUUAUCUGUAUUGUGGGUUCCAACAAACAGUGGAGAAAUGUUUCGCAUGUGGACAUAUUAUUGCUGAGACUAUACUUCUAGCUGUUGGGAAAACAUAUCAUCCAGGAUGUUUUCGAUGUUGUAUUUGUACGAAAUGUUUAGAUGGAAUACCAUUUACUAUUGAUUCAAAUAAUUUAAUUUAUUGUUUACCGGAUUAUCAUUUAAUUAAUGGACCAUUAUGCGCUGUUUGUGGAUUAGUGAUUAUGCCAGAUGAGGGUUCAAAUGAAGUGAAACGGGUUGUGGCACUUGGUAAAGAGUUUCAUAUUGAUUGCUAUCGUUGUAUUGAUUGUAAACGUAAUUUAGGUGAUGAAACGGAUAAUCGUUGUUAUCCUUUCAAUGAAUCAGAUCUUAGAACACCUGGACGUAUUAUACAACGUUUAUUAUGUUUAAAUUGUCAUUUACAACGAAUUGGUGCUAUUCCAGCAACAUCAGCUGGUAGUGGUAACACUAUAAACACUAAUAAUCAUCAUACUAAUAAUAUUGCUAUUUCUGGUAAUCAUUUAAAAUCAAAUAGUGGAAUCAUCAGUCAGACUAAUACCACACCUAUGAACAUUAUCAAUAAUACACGUUAUACAACGAUGUCAAAUAGAAAUAAUAAAUUAAAUACCAUAAAUACGAAUCAAUAUUUUCAACAUCAACAACAACACCACCAACAUCAUCAUCAUCCUAAUCAUUCUCAUAAUCAAUUAAAUAAUAAUACAUCAUCAAGUGCAUUAUUAACGCAUAAUUAUACACCAACAACAUUAUAUACUACUCGUACAAUACAAUAUACAACGCCUAAUUCAACAAUCUCUUCAACGUCAGCUUUAAAUCAUCGAAAUAGUAAUACUACCACUACUACUACUACUACUAAUAGUAGUAAUAGUAGUGGUAGUAGUAGUAGUAACAAUUAUGCAAUCAAUUGGGAGAAAACACGAGCCAAUGGUAUAAAUAAUCAUCAUAAUCAUAAUGCUAGUCAUUCACAAUAUACAAAUAUCCAUUAGAAAUGAUCGAAAAUUUCUUUUUAAUACAAACAAUUAACUGUAUCUAUUUGUCCGUAUUGUAUCACCACCGCCUUGGCUGCCACCGCUGCAGCAGCAGCAGCCACCGCCGCCACUACUGUUACCUCUUCCUCUUCAUCUUUAUUCUUAUCGAUAAUAAUAAUAACAAUGACAUAAUCACAAUUUGUUGAUUUUCUAUUCUUCUUUUAUUAUUUUACAAAUAUGAUUGUAAUUUUUUGUUUAUCUCUAGUCGAAUACAUUGUUUUGAUUGUUUCUU
Messenger RNA from Schistosoma curassoni, 2078 nucleotides. Lineage: Eukaryota; Metazoa; Platyhelminthes; Trematoda; Strigeidida; Schistosomatidae. The record is from the annotation of a GenBank genome assembly.